AUGUCAUCCUCACUUUCGAGUAGGGUGUUGAACAUGAAGUUCAUGCAGAAAGCCAAGGACUUGAAAACAAUCGAAAAGCGACAACAAGAACUGCAGAAGAAAGUUGAAGAUAUAUCGGAAUGGAAGUUACCAAGUCUGGAGCAAAUACUACGGAUGGCGUCUCGGAAGUCAAAAAUAGAAAGUGUAGGGUAUGGAACCAUUAUGAGUGACACAAGCUAUUAUAGGAAAAGGAGAAGUUCAAUUGGUGGAGAAUUUGCAGAGGAGACAUUAAAUAAAGAAGAAGACAAAGAAUAUGAUGAUAUAGAAGGAGAUAGAGAAGAAGAAGAAGAAGAAGAAGAAGAAAAAGAAGAAAAAGAAAGUGGGUUUAAUCGAGAAACUAUAAAGAAUUCAAAGGAUUUGGGUUUGCAUUGGCGAAAACGGAAGUUAAAGAACCCGGAGAAUAGCAGAGAAAAACGUUUUCAUGGAUAA
Messenger RNA from Lodderomyces oxycetoniae, 468 nucleotides. RefSeq lists its product as uncharacterized. Bases 1 to 468 code for a protein of 155 amino acids. The record is from RefSeq and is a predicted model, not a curated record. Lineage: Eukaryota; Fungi; Ascomycota; Pichiomycetes; Serinales; Debaryomycetaceae. The transcript has a single exon.